AUUCCUGUGGCUGUACGCACUACUUGUCUUGAAGCGGAAGGACCUGAGCUCUGGUGUAGACAGCAGGGAGGAGGAGGGCGGAGUGAUACCGAGUAGCGAAGUUGGGACUUGAGGCGCAGUCCGCUGAAGUUUUUCAAAAGUUUCUCCGGAGGUGUAGAGAGACGCAAAGCAGCCUAGACCAAGCUGCGGACACAGGGACGACAACGGGACAGGACUAACUUCUUUAACCCUGCUAACGGACUGGAGAUUUCCUUUUAAAUAUUUACAAUUUCAUCAACUUUAUGUCGCUACCCUGUUGCCGCGUUACUUCUUGGAACUUUUACAACUGUGUAUUUUUUUAAAUGGAUGAAUUAUUGCUGACUCUUUGAAGAGAAGUUGUUGGAACAGACCUCCACGGGAAUGGGGAAUUACAAUAUGUGGAUAUUUAUAUGUGUUUUAUUUCUACUGCAGAAUUGCGAAGGUCUCCGCUGCGUGGACAGGCCGUGCGAAAAUGGAGGAACUUGCAUGGACUCUCCUUCGCGAUGCGUGUGUCGGCCUGGUUACCUGGGGCCUCUCUGUCAGUACCCGGACCCUUGUCAGCGCUCGCCAUGUCUGAACGGUGCCGCCUGCAAGACCACGCUGCUGAAGGGGGUGCCGCAGGCCACCUGCGUGUGCCAGAGAGGGUACCGAGGGCCGGACUGCUCUCUGACUGACGCCUGCGCCAACAACCCGUGUGCCAACGGCGCCCGCUGCACCAACUGGAACGGGCGCUACAACUGCUCCUGCCCGCCGGGGUACCUGGGCAAGAACUGCCGCAACGACAUCGACGAGUGCCGCAAGCCGGACGUGUGCCUGAACGGGGGCGUGUGCGCCAACACGCCCGGCUCCUUCCGCUGCCAGUGCCAGCCCGGGUACAGCGGGCGCUCCUGUGAGGUGCCCUCCCUGCCCUGCGCCCCCUCCCAGUGCCUCAACGGGGGCACCUGCCACCAGACCAGCCAGCUCACCUACGAGUGCGCCUGUCUGCCAGGGUUUCAGGGACACAACUGCGAGGUGAACGUGGACGACUGCCCCGGACACAAGUGCAUGAACGGAGGGAUCUGUGUGGACGGGGUCAACACCUACAACUGCCAGUGUCCCCCUGAGUGGACAGGCCAGUACUGCGUGGAGGAUGUGAACGAGUGUCUGAUGCAGCCCAACGCCUGUCACAACGGCGGCACCUGCUUCAACACCAUCGGCGGGCACACCUGCGUGUGCGUCAACGGCUGGAUCGGAGAGGACUGCAGCGAGAACAUCGACGACUGCGCCACGGCCGUCUGCUUCAACGGCGCCACCUGCCACGACCGCAUCGCGUCCUUCUUCUGCGAGUGCCCCGUGGGAAAGACAGGGCUGCUGUGUCACCUGGACGACGCGUGCGUCAGUAACCCUUGCAACGAGGGGGCCGUUUGCGACACCAACCCCAUGAACGGCAGAGCCAUCUGCACGUGCCCGCCGGGGUUCGUGGGCGGGGCCUGCAACCAGGAUAUGGACGAAUGCUCCAUCGGUGCUAACCCGUGUGAGCACUUUGGCAAGUGUGUGAACACAGAGGGCUCCUUUCAGUGCCAGUGUGGGCGGGGCUACACCGGCCCUCGCUGUGAGAUUGACAUAAACGAGUGCCUAUCCAUGCCCUGCCACAACGACGCUACCUGCCUGGACCGCAUCGGAGAGUUCACCUGCAUCUGCAUGCCAGGUACCAGCCUGCUCUGCAGCCCUGAUUGGCCAGGGCCUUAGUCCCGACACUGCCGGGUGGGCGGGGCAUGUAGUACGAGGCCACGGAUAGGAGCGGGGAGGAGAGACGGGGGAGUGUUCUGAAUACUAAUGAGCUGCAGACUGGUGGGAAUUAGUGCCGCGACAAUGGAUCAGCUCAACAGAGAGCGA
Messenger RNA from Anguilla anguilla (European eel), 1893 nucleotides. Its product is annotated as neurogenic locus notch homolog protein 3. The record is from RefSeq and is a predicted model, not a curated record. NCBI's taxonomy places the organism in Eukaryota, Metazoa, Chordata, Actinopteri, Anguilliformes, Anguillidae. Gene Ontology annotation, molecular function: calcium ion binding. Bases 400 to 1746 code for a protein of 448 amino acids. Gene Ontology annotation, cellular component: plasma membrane; protein-containing complex. The transcript has 8 exons. Gene Ontology annotation, biological process: establishment or maintenance of epithelial cell apical/basal polarity; heterophilic cell-cell adhesion.